Messenger RNA from Pteronotus mesoamericanus, 2046 nucleotides. It is a transcript of the gene DNAI7, whose product is annotated as dynein axonemal intermediate chain 7. The record is from RefSeq and is a predicted model, not a curated record. Gene Ontology annotation, cellular component: axoneme. Lineage: Eukaryota; Metazoa; Chordata; Mammalia; Chiroptera; Mormoopidae. The transcript is spliced from 13 exons. The coding region runs from base 16 to 2046 and encodes 676 amino acids. Gene Ontology annotation, molecular function: microtubule binding; beta-tubulin binding.
CAUGAAAAAGAAGAAAUGGAAAGACUUGAAAUGGAACGAGUUCAGAAAGAAAAAUGGCAACAACUUGAAGCAAAAGAUCUAGACAGGAAAAAUGAAGAACUUCAGGAACUUUAUUUAUUAGAGGGGUGCUUUUCUGAAGCAGAGAAACUGAAAAGAGAUAAUAGAUUGCUUUCUCAGUGGAAGCACUACAUUCAAUGUGAUGGGAGUCCUGAUCCAUCAAUAUCUCAAGAAAUCAAUACUUUCAUUAGCUUAUGGAAAGAGGAAACAAAUGAGAUUUUUGAGGAAGUAAUUGCAAAGAGUAAACUAGUGCUGCAUUUAAUUGAUAAGUUGAAAUUAAUUUUACUGGAAACUUCACCAUAUAAUUUACAAGAUAAAAAUAUAGCACAGUACCAAGGAUCAAUUCUUGAACUGCAGGAGCUCCUUCACCUAAAGUUUAACACAGCCACUGAACUACUACUUCGACAAGCUAGUACUUUGGCAGAUCUGGACACUGGAAAUAUGGAAAAAGUCAUUCAAGAUGAAAAUAUUACCCUGUAUGUGUGGGCAAACCUCAAGAAGAAUCCAAGGUACAGAAGUGUCAGGUGCACUGAAAUACAAAUUGGAUUUGAUAUUCCAAGGAUAUUAGCAACAAGUGACAUUGCUUUACGACUCCUACAUACUCAUUAUGAUCAUGUCACACCACUGCGCUCUGUUCCAAAAUUAUUUCAAGUGCCUACUUCCACGAUAUCUCACUCUGUCAAAGACAAUAUUAAGAAUGUACAAGCAGCAGUUGGCAAAGAGUUCCAAGAAGAGUACAAACAACUGGAAGAUGAGUGUGACUCAGUCCAGGAGGGAGAAAUAAAAGUUGAAGAACAAGGUGAUAUUGAAGUACAAAUGAGUUCUGUCCAGGAAGAAUCUGGAAACACGAAAUAUGAACUGGAGAUGAAACUAUUAAGUGAAACAGUUUCAGCAGCACACCUGUUGCUGCUGGAGAAUGCUCCUGAAAGGCCGUAUCUCUUUGAAGAAAAUGAGGUUGAUAUAUUCCAGUUCACAACUCUUGGUGGAGUGUAUCACUUGGACAUUUUGGAGCUUCCCCCGCAGAGUAAACCCGUGAAGGGCUGGGUGAUUAUGGAAAUACUCAGAGAAGGAUUACAGAAAUACAUAUAUCCUCCAGCAACUACAGAAGACCUUGAACCUGAAAAUGCUUUCCCACCGAUAGAAGUCAUGCUUGAGGUUCAUGAGAACGUGAUCUUUUUUGAGGACCCUAUGGUUGCAAGAUGGGAUGCUGAAGGUAAUCAUUGGAAAACUGAUGGCAUCAGUAAUGUAUCUUACAAAUCAGGAGAAAGACUUGUAACAUUCAGCCUGGAGACUUUUGGCCCUGUUACUUUGAUUCAAGAUACUCAUAUUAACAUGCCAUACCAGUCAUGGGAACUAAGGCCACUCGAUGUGAAUAAAGUGCUGUUGACUGUGAUUACAGUAUUUACUGAGAUUCAAAUACAAAUUAAGGAAGACCUCUGCAUGUUAGCUUCAAUCAAACUAAAUAACAAAAAGCAUUCCUCUAUUUUGGAAGGAAAAUGGAUGACUCCUAUUUCUUUCAUUAUUGCUUUGAAAGAAGCUGGAUUGAAUAUCUUUCCUACUGGUCAAUCUCAUUUUUAUGUUGCUACAAACUCUAAGGUACCUUUGGUAGAAAUGAAAGCUUAUCGACAAAUGGCCCUGCUAAGUCCUGCUUUUGCAUUUGGUUGGAGCAGGUGGAAUGCACAAUGCGAUUCUAAAAAAAUCGUAUUUAAGGUGAGUGAACAUCUUACUGAACAACAGCCUUUUCAGAAUCCUAAUUGGACCCUUUUAAUGUUUAAUGGUGAUAGAGCACAAAGGCUAAAGAUUGAUGAAUAUAGUGAGGCAUUCUCUGAAGCUCUUAAAGAAGAAACUGAGUUUCAUUCCACUCUCUAUCACAUGGUUAAAGAUUUUGCUUCCAAAGAAGCAAUGGAGAAAAUUAGGAGCUCCAGCUGCCAGUUUAUUGACUCUGUAUGCCAUAUGCUACUCUCGAUUAGAUUACUCAGCUAUUCUUAA